Messenger RNA from Acromyrmex echinatior (Panamanian leafcutter ant), 899 nucleotides. Its product is annotated as Replication protein A2. The record is from RefSeq and is a predicted model, not a curated record. Lineage: Eukaryota; Metazoa; Arthropoda; Insecta; Hymenoptera; Formicidae. Gene Ontology annotation, biological process: DNA replication; double-strand break repair via homologous recombination; nucleotide-excision repair. Gene Ontology annotation, cellular component: site of double-strand break; chromosome, telomeric region; DNA replication factor A complex. Gene Ontology annotation, molecular function: single-stranded DNA binding.
AAAACCUUAAUAGUGAUGAAAGUGAAAUCAUCAAAUUGGGUUUCUAACCUAAUUUACGUUUUGCGCGCGUAAAUUCAGCUCUUCUGUUUUCGGAUAUUGAGAUUUAUCGAAAAGCUGAAUUUGAUUGAUUUUCAGUCUCUUGAGUUUCAUUUUACGUUUUCUCGGUGAUUAUCAUUUGUAAUCAUGUGGAAUAACGAAAGUUCCAUGGGUGAAGGUGGAUUUAUGAACGAUAGCACGCAGGGGACUGGUACUGGCAAGAAAGGGCCACAAAAUGACAAGACUAUUGUUCCCGUAUUAAUAAAACAUAUCACGUCCACCACAGGAGAUCUGCAAAUCGCCGGCAGAACUGUAAACGUUUUGUCCAUUGUUGGAAUCGUACGUCAUAUUGAGCAAGACACGACAAAAAUCUCAUUCAAUAUCCAGGAUGAUACAGGUGUUCUAUUUAUGUUUUUUAAUCUAACGAUAAUCAUUUAUGGACUGAUACGUACACAAAAUAAUCAACGACAUGUCUUGAUUUUACGUAUGUAUCCUCUGGAGGACUUGAACGAUUUGACAUGUCACUUUAUGGAGGUCAUGUAUGUCAUACUGAAGGCUAGCAAACCCACACAAGAAACCAGUUUGCCUUCUAAUAAUUCAUUAAUGGUUGAUAAUACAAUGAGUGGCAUGUCACCUGAACAAGUGGCAGUUCUCGAGGUAGUUCGAUCAGCAAAUGAAGCUGAAUGUGGUAUCGAGAAACGAGAUAUUUUGGCACAAGUACCAAAACACAUUAUAUCUCGUUUAAAUGAGAUAUUAGACUUUCUUCUUUGCGAAGGACAUAUUUAUACAACCAGUUCAGAAGAUUUCUUUAAAGCUACCUAAAUUAUGUUACCCUUAAAAAAUUCAUUAAUGUUACAUUUAUU